This is a messenger RNA of Salvia miltiorrhiza (redroot sage), 1845 nucleotides long. Its product is annotated as equilibrative nucleotide transporter 1. Gene Ontology annotation, cellular component: plasma membrane. Gene Ontology annotation, biological process: nucleoside transmembrane transport. The transcript is spliced from 2 exons. The coding region runs from base 368 to 1639 and encodes 423 amino acids. Gene Ontology annotation, molecular function: nucleoside transmembrane transporter activity. The record is from RefSeq and is a predicted model, not a curated record. Lineage: Eukaryota; Viridiplantae; Streptophyta; Magnoliopsida; Lamiales; Lamiaceae.
CUGUACAAAUCAAUAUAAUUUAACUUGGGGAAGUGGUGGAUCCAAAAUCUAAGAGGAAUAGUGAAUAGCUACGGGCCUUGGCUUUUCUGCGGGCCAAUGCUACUAUUAAUGAAUACUACUAAUUAACAACUCUAAUACACCCUAUCAAACUGACCCUAAACAAGAUAUCUAUCUCUACGAACUCCUCUCCUCUUAUUCCACUGCAUCUUCCUCCAAUUUGAACAUAUACUCAAGUCAAAACUUCAAAAGCCCUUCAUCUUCCGUAAAUUACAAAUUCGCCCCAUAUCCCAACUAAAAUAUCUGCAAAUUCCCAAUAAUCGCAACAAACUCAUCCGCCGUAACUUGAAAACUCAACUAACAGACGCCAAUGGGUAUAACCACCGCCGACGCCGGCGGCGCCGCAGUUGACGGGGAUUCGGAAUCCGCCGCCCUCCUCCUGAACCCCAACAAGAACAAGAUCCCCAGGGACACAUUCCACCUAGCCUACAUCAUAUACUUUACGCUCGGCGCAGGUUAUCUCCUGCCGUGGAACACAUUCAUCACCGCCGUCGAUUACUUCAGCUUCCUCUACCCGGACGCAUCCGUGGAUCGCGUGUUCGCUGUGGUAUACAUGCUGGUGGGGCUGAUGUCGGUACUGAUCAUCAUCGCCUUCGCCCACAGAUCGAACACCGUCGUGAGGAUCAAUGCGGGGUACGCGCUGUUCCUGGUGGCGCUAGUGGUGGUGCCGCUGAUGGACGUGUGGUACGUGAAGGGGCGCGUCGGGGUGUAUGGCGCCUACUACGUGUCGGUGGGGGUGGUGGGGCUGUGCGGAGUGGCCGAUGGCCUUGUGCAGGGGGGUGUCGUCGGGAAUGCCGGGGAGCUUCCGGAGAGAUAUAUGCAGGCUGUGGUGGCUGGAACUGCUGCUUCUGGUGUCCUUGUGUCAGUAUUGAGAGUUUUAACAAAGGCUAUAUAUACUCAAGAUGCCAAUGGACUGAGAAAAAGCGCUAACCUUUACUUCAUCUUCAGCAUUGUUGUGAUGUUGUUAAACAUUAUAUUCUAUAAUGUAGCACAUAGGCUUCCAGUUAUAAGAUAUUACAAUGAUCUUAAAAAGGUUGCUGCAAAUGAGGAGAAGGAACAGAAAGGUGAACUUACUGGAAAGUUAUGGAGGUCAACGUUAUGGGAGAUUGUUGGGACCGUGAAAUGGUAUGGAUAUGGGAUCAUGAUCAUAUAUGUUGUGACAUUGAGUAUUUUCCCAGGUUCUGUUACAGAAGAUGUACAUUCCGACGUUCUGAAGGACUGGUAUCCAAUUAUUAUAAUUGCUGGUUACAACAUCUUUGAUCUGGUUGGUAAAACUCUAACUCCACUGUAUCUGAUGGAGAAUGCAAAAGCUGCUAUUGGCUCCAGUUUCGCGAGGCUGUUGUUUCUUCCUCUCUUCUAUGGUUGCUUGCAUGGUCCUGAUAUUUUCAGAACAGAGAUUCCAGUGGUGAUCCUGACCUGUCUUCUUGGUCUCACAAAUGGUUACUUUACCUGUGUGUUGUUUGUUUUGGCGCCCAAAACUGUCAAAUUGCAGCAUGCUGAGACAGCAGGGAUCGUGAUGGUGCUGUACUUGAUUGUUGGUCUGGCAAUUGGUUCCAUUGUAUCCUGGUUUUGGGUCUUGUGAGUGACCGGCUUAUCUGCAGUUGUCCGAAUGCCUCCAAGCCCUUCAUCAAUCAUCCUGGUUUCUACAGAAAAUCGGGUUUGUAUAUCAAUUCUGUGUUUUAUGUGUAAUUAAUCUGAUGCUUCCUUCUGUUCUCAUGUUCCUAGCCUUCCCACAGAAAGUGUGGUGCAGUAUCACUCAAAUUCCAAUUCAAAAAUCAGUUGAUGUGC